GAAAAACCUUAGACUAUUUUAAUUAUUGUAAAUAAUACUUUAGAAAAUAAGUAAUAACAAUUUAACAAGUUAAUUAUUAUUCUGUGUUAUAUACAAUUAACAGUGUAAAUGGUAUAUUAUCGAGUUUCAAAUCUUUCAAUUGUAUAACCAUUGGAUAAAAAUAUGUAUGCAAUUUCUAUGUGCACUUGAAGGUUAGAUUUUUCAGUGUAAUUAUUGUCACGCUGAUAAUAUAAGAUGACAUUUAUAUUAAGAUCCUUAACUUUAAAGGGUACAUUAAAAAAUACAUUUUUACCAAUUACAUGUUUCAAUAAAAUAACAAAUUCAUUGGUACAUACAUCGAAAUGGUUACUACAUGGAGAAUAUGAAAUGCAAGAUCCAAAAUCAGAAGCCGAUGUAGUAAAUAUUACAUUUGUGGACAAAACAGGGAAGAAAAUACCGGUGAGAGGUAAAGUAGGAGAUAAUGUACUUUAUUUAGCACACAGAUAUGGAAUAGAAAUGGAAGGAGCGUGUGAAGCUUCUCUUGCUUGUACUACAUGUCAUGUGUAUGUAGAUCAUGAUUAUUUAAAUAAACUUUCACAAGCAGAGGAGCAAGAAGAGGAUCUAUUAGAUUUAGCACCUUUUUUAAAAGAAAAUUCUAGAUUAGGUUGUCAAAUAACAUUAACAAAAGAAUUAGAUGGUAUUGUAGUAGAAUUACCUAAAGCGACUAGAAACUUUUAUGUCGAUGGUCAUACUCCAACGUCACAUUAAAAUAGAUUUUAUAUAUAGAUAUUUAUAAUUAAAUAGUUUAUAUAUCUUAACAAAUGCAUCUGCUGAAAAAUAUUUAUAAAUUGUAUAAAGAAUAGAGUUAUAUUAUUUAAAUAAAUAUAUUCAAUCUCGUAAAUUAAUACGUUACAAUAAUGUAUUUAAUAUUCUUGUAUGUAAAAUGGUUUAUAUUUAUCUAAUGUUUCAUUGUGGUACAAUAUAUUUUAUUUUUCAUACAGUUGGAUUAUGAUACAUAUUUUUUUAAUUACAAUGAUACAAGAUUUAAACAUUUAUGAUACAAUGAAUUUGUGAAUUAAAAUCUUACUCGUUGAUCUUGCAGCAUUUACAUUGUGAGUGAGAGUCUUAUAGGACAAGUUUUUACAAUCUAAUCUCACAUCACUUGAGUGCUGCCAUAAACGUUUAACACUUGUUUUAUUUUUGGCAGGCACUUUUGCGAAUUAUCCCAGUUUGAUAAUUUUUAUAAUAGCUUUGUGUGUAUUUAUAUGUGCAUAUUCAUUUAAAUUUAUUUAUUUGUGUAAAUUUUUGCACAUAUCACUUUUGCCCACACAAACACACGCAUACAUCACAUAUGAGCGCGUUUAUAUAUUCAUACAUUCGUAUAUUCUUCUAUUUGUAUCAAUGAUUAUUAUCACCAAUUAUUAUCAUCCUUGUACAAAUUAUAUUAUUUAUAUUUUCUCUUGAUUAAUUGAUUACUAUGACCAUAGAUAUUUUUAAAAUAUGCUUCAAUUACAUUAAACACUCAUACUAAAUCGUUGAGAAAAUUUAAACAAGAUUCAAGCACACUUCAUUCAUCAAUCUGUAAAAACCGUAAUACACAUAUUUCUCAUUUGGUGUAGAUCAUCACAACAAACUUACAGAAAAA
Polistes canadensis is the source of this 1624-nucleotide messenger RNA. RefSeq names its product adrenodoxin-like protein, mitochondrial (gene Fdx1). Gene Ontology annotation, cellular component: mitochondrion. The coding region runs from base 235 to 747 and encodes 170 amino acids. NCBI's taxonomy places the organism in Eukaryota, Metazoa, Arthropoda, Insecta, Hymenoptera, Vespidae. The record is from RefSeq and is a predicted model, not a curated record. The transcript is spliced from 4 exons. Gene Ontology annotation, biological process: positive regulation of oxidoreductase activity; P450-containing electron transport chain. Gene Ontology annotation, molecular function: 2 iron, 2 sulfur cluster binding.